AGUUCGCGCGUCCUUCCGUCUGCCGGUCCGUCGGUCCUUCCACUCCAUGGCGCUCCUCGUGCGGCUGCUGGCCCUCGCCCUGGCGCUGGCCCUGGGCCCCGCCGCGACCCUGGCUGGUCCCCCCAAGUCGCCUUACCAGCUGGUACUGCAGCACAGCCGGCUUCGUGGCCGCCAGCACGGCCCCAACGUGUGUGCUGUGCAGAAGGUCAUUGGCACCAACAAGAAGUACUUCACCAACUGUAAGCAGUGGUACCAAAGGAAAAUCUGUGGCAAAUCAACAGUCAUCAGCUAUGAGUGCUGCCCCGGAUAUGAAAAGGUCCCAGGAGAGAAGGGUUGUCCAGCAG
This is a messenger RNA of Castor canadensis (American beaver), 344 nucleotides long. Lineage: Eukaryota; Metazoa; Chordata; Mammalia; Rodentia; Castoridae. The record is from RefSeq and is a predicted model, not a curated record.